Verticillium nonalfalfae is the source of this 738-nucleotide messenger RNA. It is a transcript of the gene RRP40, whose product is annotated as exosome non-catalytic core subunit rrp40. The transcript is spliced from 2 exons. The record is from RefSeq and is a predicted model, not a curated record. Lineage: Eukaryota; Fungi; Ascomycota; Sordariomycetes; Glomerellales; Plectosphaerellaceae. Gene Ontology annotation, biological process: U4 snRNA 3'-end processing; nuclear polyadenylation-dependent rRNA catabolic process; CUT catabolic process. The coding region runs from base 1 to 738 and encodes 245 amino acids. Gene Ontology annotation, molecular function: RNA binding. Gene Ontology annotation, cellular component: cytoplasmic exosome (RNase complex); nuclear exosome (RNase complex).
AUGGCGGCAGUAGGCCCCUUCGUCCUUCCCGGGGACGACAUCGAUCCCUCUCUGAUUCCCUCCCACCCAAAGCUUCCCCUGCGACUCGGCCCCGGUCUGCGACAUGUCCCUCCCCGCGAUAUCAAGCCCACUAUCGCCGGCAACCUCGCCAUAGACGCCAAGAAGAACUCUAUCUGGGUUGAGCAGUCGCGCGGAAGGUACGUCCCCUCCGUUGGUGACCUCGUCAUCGGCACCGUCCAGCGCUCGGCCCAGGAGGCCUUCCUCGUCCACCUCGCCGACUACUCCGCCACCGUUCUCCUUCCCCAGUUCUCCUUCGAGCUCGCCUCCAAGAAGAACCGCCCCCAGCUGCCCUCGGGCGCCCUCGUCUACGCCCGCGUCGCCAGCGCCGAGAAGCACAUGGACGCCGAGCUCGAGUGCGUCAACCCCUCCACCGGCAAGGCCGACGGCCUCGGGCCCCUGACGGGCGGCAUGCUCUUCAAUAUCUCCCUCGGCAUGGCACGCCGCCUGCUGAUGCCCCGCAGCGCCGAGGAGGGCAAGGUCGUCGUGCUCGACGAGCUCGGCAGCCUCGGCGCCGCUUUUGAGACGGCCGUCGGCAGGAACGGCCGCCUGUGGGUGAACAGCGAGAGCGUCAAGACGAUCAUAGCCGUCGGCAGGGCCGUGCAGCAGACAGAUGAAGGCAGCCUCACGGUGGAUGAGCAGCAGAAAUUGGUACGGAAAUUGAUCAAGGAUUUGAGUUGA